This is a messenger RNA of Penicillium paradoxum, 330 nucleotides long. RefSeq lists its product as uncharacterized. NCBI's taxonomy places the organism in Eukaryota, Fungi, Ascomycota, Eurotiomycetes, Eurotiales, Aspergillaceae. The record is from RefSeq and is a predicted model, not a curated record. The transcript has a single exon. Bases 1 to 330 code for a protein of 109 amino acids.
AUGCCCCAAGGAGCUGGAACCCUCACGAGCGAUAAAGGACGUGUCCUCGGUCAAUUCGAAGUUGAAGGAGCUCAGUAUAUUUUCGUGGGCAAUCUGACCAGCUUCGGGCAGUCUUUCUCUAUCCCUAAUGCCGAUGUUACCUAUGACUCGGCAGAUCAGCUUCAGAAACAAUCUGAAAACUUUGAGGAGUUGCCUAUAGAAAAGGACCAGAUUCAACUCAGAUUGAAGAAUGGCGUGGCGAUCACGGGCGGCUUUGAUAUGCCCUUCAGCGAUGGCGAGGUAAAGAAAGGGUCCAUCGUUGGCGGAGCAGGGAAAUGGUUCAAGCUUUGA